Syngnathoides biaculeatus (alligator pipefish) is the source of this 2573-nucleotide messenger RNA. RefSeq names its product homer protein homolog 1-like. Gene Ontology annotation, cellular component: dendrite; plasma membrane; postsynaptic density. The record is from RefSeq and is a predicted model, not a curated record. The transcript has 9 exons. NCBI's taxonomy places the organism in Eukaryota, Metazoa, Chordata, Actinopteri, Syngnathiformes, Syngnathidae. Gene Ontology annotation, molecular function: G protein-coupled glutamate receptor binding. Gene Ontology annotation, biological process: regulation of store-operated calcium entry; G protein-coupled glutamate receptor signaling pathway. Bases 688 to 1758 code for a protein of 356 amino acids.
CUUGCAAAUACCGGAUUUAUAGUUAGGUUGAUUUAUGUUGACAAAAAGUAAACCUCAUGAAAAAUGAGCAAGUUAGUGACUUCAUUUCAAUGUGAAUGCAUUGCCUUUGAUGGAACGUCGACCUCUCCAACAUGGAUGCUACGUAGACACAUUAAACAGCAAUCGAUGGCCGAUUCGUUCAUGCUCUAUGAUGUGACGUCAAGAACUUCAUCCAAUCACCUCGCAAUACAAAAUGUUACGUGAUGACGUCGCUGAUAUGACGUUAUGGUACCCAAUAGUCAAUAAGCUAGCAGCGAAGGGAUGGAGAGAGUUCACACUGAGCUUAUUUUAAAAACAGUAAACAAAAAUAAUUCUAUGUAUAACCUCGUUUGCGUGUGUUUUACUUAAACUAGUUAGAAAACAGAAUUUUAAUUGGUUUCCAGCCGAGUGGAGCUUUAGCGGGAAGGUCGAGCGAUGCUAGCAGGUGUUAGCAGGUGCUAGCGGGCGGAGGAGGAGGAGGAGGGCUCGCGGUCAUCAUCAUCAUGCGCGUCCGGGCACGCAUGCACCCACGGCCGCCAACACGUCAGGCCAUGUCGGAGUGAACCGUUCGUCCGAGCGAGAACGAGGAGAGAGGCGAGAAGACCAGCGGCGGGCGGCGACUGGCAGGAGGGGAGCGUCUUUGGGAUCUGUUGGACUACAUCAGCAACCAUGGGUGAGCAGCCCAUCUUCAGCACGCGGGCGCACAUCUUCCAGAUCGACCCCACCACCAAGAAGAACUGGCUUCCCACCAGCAAACACGCCGUCACCGUUUCGUACUUCUUUGACAGCACCAGGAACGUCUACCGGAUCAUCAGCCUGGACGGAUCCAAGGCCGUCAUCAACAGCACCAUCACCCCCAACAUGACCUUCACCAAGACCUCCCAGAAGUUCGGCCAGUGGGCCGACAGCCGCGCCAACACCGUCUACGGGCUCGGCUUUUCGUCCGAGAGCCACCUCAGCAAGUUUGCGGAAAAGUUUGCAGAGUUCAAGGAGGCGGCACGACUCGCCAAGGAGAAAUCGCAAGAGAAGAUGGAGCUCACCGGCGCGCCCUCGCAGGAGUCCACCAGUUGCCCUCUUCAGUCACAACUGACGGCCGAGGGUGUGAACGGCACCGAAGACAACAGAGUGGCGGCGGAGACACCUCAGCCUGCAGAGGCCCGAGGCGAGCCCUCCCACAAUGCACUUCCCUUCUCGCACAGUUCCUCCAGCAUUGGGAAGCACUUGGAGGCGGAGCUGGCAGCGCUCAAGGGCAACAACGCUAAGCUAACGGCGGCGCUGCUCGAGUCCACGGCCAACGUCAAGCAGUGGAAACAGCAGCUGGCCGCCUACCAGGAGGAGGCGGAGCGGCUACACAAACGGGUGACGGAGCUGGAGUGCGUGAGUGGCCAAACCACGGCGGUGAGAUCGGAGAAAACUGAGUUCAACCGCACCGUCGAAGAGCUCGAGGCGGCGCUGAAGGCCAAGGAGGAUGAGUUGGAAUGUCUCAAAGCGGAGGUGCAGAGUGCCAACCAGUUUCAAUCCCAAAGAGACUCGCUCACGCAGAAGCUACAGGAUGUGGAGCGUCGAAACGAGGCGCUGGAGCUGCAGCUAGGCGAGCUGGAGCAGCGCGUGGAAGCCAACCGUCGGGAGCGCGAGGUCUUCCGCCAGAGUCUCGGCUCGCUGCUGCAGCUGCUGGACGGCAAGAUCUUCGAGCUGACCGAGCUGCGGGACGCUCUCGCCAAGCUGCUGGAGUGCAGCUAGUGACGCGGGGCCCAGACGGUCUUCCGGCGGAUGAGCGUUCCGCCGUUUUUCACUGCCACGGCACGGGACUGGAACGUCUCGAGAUGUUUACACACUUUCUACGCAUUUAUGGUACUCGCUCACGAUUUGCCACGCCCACUCGGAUCGUUUACACCAGCCGCGUGAAAGGCCGGGAUCAUGAUAAUGCCUUUCCCGCCAUCACACUGGAUUUUUUUUUUUUUUUACCCCCUUGCUUAUUCAACCAUUACACUCUGGGGGGAGGGGCCUCCCGCAUUAUUAUUAUUUUUUUUAGGACAUCAUCAGCCAAAUGAACCAAUGGUGCGAGGACUUUACGACGGUACGCUGUUCUCUCGUAGGACUUGGAGACGAUCGCCAGCCGCCGAGCAGCAAUACAAAGAAGACGACGCGGCCGAGCGUUUAGCCCGAGCGUCGUCACUGUCAGGUACUUUGCUUUCACCUUUGUGGCGAAAAUUGCGACUCCAUUUGAAAAAAAUAAUUAUUUAAUAACGGGCAAUAUUUUUGAACUAUUUAUCUAUUAACGAAAGCUUUUUGUAUUUUUUUUUUUUUUUUUGCCAAAUUAUUAUUUUUUUUUCUGUACAGAAUUUUUUUUUUGCUGACGUUGCCUUUUGGUCAGUUGUUGAUUUGUUGCCAAAAAAUGGAAGGAAAAAAAAACGUCGGGAAAAACACGUCGUGACUUUAAGGGCUUGUCGCUUACAAAAUUUUUGUUUUGGAGUUUCUAGUAAAAUGUCAAUUGAAUGAAAGGAGAUGUAUGGAUUUUUUUCCCCCUCAAUUUAAAAUAAAGAGUUAUGAGAGUA